UAUCGCCAUACAUGUGCAAGUGACCUGACUGACUUGGCGGUUGUUUUGAAAGGAGUGGGAUUUUUUUUGUACAACGUGUUUACGGCGAUCAUAGUGAAAUGGCGACUAUUAAGAAGGCACUGCGAAUGUCGAUUCGUGGAAAACGGUACAGUGUUCUUGAUGGAACUCAAACAGACUAUUUCAGUACACCAAAAUACGCUAAGCGACGAAACUCGGACGGCAACUCGUCCAACAGCGAUGAUCGAGGAGAAGUGAGGCUGCCAAGACGUGGUUCCAAAGUUACCCAGUCCGUCAGAGAUGCAGUGGGAAACAUUAGACAGAAAUUCCGCAUGUCGACCCGCAGGAAGAUGAGACUGAAGGAAAAGAAAGGCAUGUCGCCACGGACACCCACUCGGGCGGGGAAGAGAACCAUUGGGAAGACCCCUCCGUACCGAAACACCAAGAUCUACUCCCCCUUCUACAUAGAGACCCCUAAGGAGCUUGUGAAGGCACCCAGACAUGGACCCCGUAUGGGCAAAGGACAGAUGGUGGAGACACCGACACGCCUGAGACGGGAAGUGGAGGCACUGACAGCCAACAUGCAGGCACUGGCCGCCCUCACGCCCACCACGCUCCGAGACCGGGCCAAGAUCAGGCGACCAGCAUCACCCAUCACAAAUGGCAGCCUGAAAGUUCGAACUCAAGCGCGGCGAAGAAUCGAGACCACUGUGUACUAAAAGUGCUAGACUUUGUGCUGUAGUAGCGUUGUGAUGUCACAUGACCUGUGUUGCCAUGACAAUGCAUCAUAGAGCAUCAGUAUUCAUGAUAUUAACAAUGUUUGUAGACAUGUCGUGCUGUGGCAUUUCAGUUUGACAGAUUGUACACUAGUUGUGUAUAUAUAUAUAUUACCUGUGAUUUGGUUACUUCCAGAAGCACACAUUCAUUUGUAUUCCUAGAUGACAUCAGAAAUACUCUCAUGUUUUAGUUCUUUUGCUACAUUUUAUUACAUCUUUGCUAAGGGAUUUUAAAUAGGCAUUUUGUUAAUAUUGUGAUAUUAGUUUAUUUUUCGACAAUUGCUAAAGCUUCUGCAUCUUGAAUUAUUUUGUUUCAGAUUUUUUCUGACGAUUGCUUAUAAAAUGCCAGUGCCAGUAUUUAUAGGCUAUCUCUUCCAAUAACAGUUAAUACAGUCUGCAAAUAUUCUACUCAAAUGAAAGAUAACUACAGUAAUAUGAAAGAAUUGGGUGUUCUUUAACUUCUUUUGAAUAGCAUAUUGAUAAUGGUUGUGUGAUCGCAUUUAUGGUAAAAGUAUAUCCAAAUAUCAUUCAGAUACAUUAGUGACAGCAAAACAGUGUAUCCCAGUACAAUCUAUGGGAAACCGUGACUAAUAUCCAGCUGAUGUGCAUGUGAAUAUUACAGGGUUUACAGGGAUAGAAAUUAACCUGACGUUUACAAACAGUGAUAACAUGUAAGGGUGCCUUGAAACCCCGACAUUCUACUAGUCCUUGGGACAUGUUAACAUUGGCAAACUACUCAGGGUAUUGUUAAGUUGAAUCCCUGGUUUAACAUUGUCAUAUUUAUACCUCAGUUUCAGGUUAAUAAGAAUUCCUCAAAGGUUAAGGCCAAUGUGCCUUACAUUCAUUCCAUAGCAGUUUAUUGCUUGUCAUAAGAGGCGACUAACGGGAUCGGGUGGUCAGACUCGCUGACUUGGUGGAUGCAUAUCAUCAUAUCCCAAUUGGGUGGAUCGAUGCUCAUGAUAUUAAUCACUGGAUUGUCUGGUUCAGACUAGAUUAUUUACAGACCGCCGCCAUAUAGCUGGAAUAUUGUUGAAUGCGGUGUUUAACAACAAACCAGCCAACCAUAGCAGUUUACAUGUAGGAAUAACUUGCUCACACCUCUAGGGAGGGGCUUCUAAGAAUGGAAGAGUAUUAUGAAACAGACUGACCAGAAGGAGGAGUCCAUACGUGUUGCUCAGUAGAUUUAGACUGAAAAUACAAAGUGGGGAUUAGUUGUUAAAAUGAUAUAUUUAUGACUUAGAAGCUAGCUCAAAUAACCCUGCUUUUGUAUAUUCUUUUAGCCAUAUUUUUAGAUAACAUUUCAUUAUUGUUCAUCAUUUUUUAUCAUCACACAGAAUUUGGCCAGUGUCCUUGCUGAAUACAUUGUCAGCUGCAAGUUUAUUAUAUCUUUCUCUAAUCCUUUUUUUUCUUCAUCACCUGGGAAAAUUACUUUCCCAACUCUCACCUGAAUAGUAAAAUUAAAUAUGAAAACUGUUUAUAGGAAACUCAUACUCGUCCAGAAAAUACCUUGAUUGUGGGACAGAUUGUUUCGAACAAGAGUCUUUAUAUUUGCUGUCAGUUCAACUUUGGUUUUGGUUGAAAUUUUGUAAUGUUAAACUUAACAGUUUGAAAGUCAUGGGGUCCUUGUCAGUGCCCUAAUGAUUGAGGGGUCCGUAGAUUCAUGAUUGAGGGGGUCCCUAGAUUCAAAUGCUAAUAGAGCAAUCCUCAAGGACCCUAGGACCCCCUUAGUUUCGAGCGCUCCUUUAUGUACAAAGUUAGGUGAGUGUUCUCAUUGUGAAUAUCCAGGUGCAUUGUAUGCACAGUGUAUCUAUCUGUACACCUAUCUAUUGUAUAACUGUGUGACUCGCCACAGAUGUAUUCAGCAUUGAUGUAUAUAUUUCGUAUGUGCUGCUUUAGUGCUAGUCCCACAGGGACAUUCUGUACUUCAUCCUCGCCAGUCCAGGACUCGUUGCUAGGGGUUACACAUGCAAUCACACCAAUGUCAGGGUGUAGGUAUCCAUAUUGUCCUGUUUGUCAUUGGUCCAUUCUGAUAAAGUUCACAAAUUCCAUCCAUAUUUAUAAUUUGCUGUCAAUUGGAAUACAGGUUUUGUGUGUAGUUGGGACUGUCAAAUCUGUUUUUCCGGAACAAAUUCACUGGUAAUGAUCGUACCAUUACUGGUGAGUCGGUUCAAGUGAUGCUUGCGUUACGCACCAGGGUGCCGUUGUACAAAGAAGCCUUACCACUACGACUGUCGUAAGUCUAUGUUAAGGUAGAUCGCUUUGUACAACGGCGCCAAGAAAGAUGACUGAUCUUGUGAAAAUCUCGUCUUUUAAUAGAAUAUUCAAAAUGGUAUUUAGUGGUAUACUGAUGUCCUGAUGUUUUUGGAUGAAUCAUUGGUGCCUUCUGAUACGAGACAAGGAGGUUUGACAGUCGCAAACGAUCAUGCUUGUCCUAAGGUGGCUUCACUCAACAAAUUUAUGUUUGCAGUUUGUGUUGACAAACAUACGUUUGACUGUGUGAACAUUGCAAUUUCAAUUUCAAGAGUUUGACAAACUGUUAGCGAGAGAAAAAAUCGGUUACUAUUUUCACCAAUAAUUUGGCCAACAUUUUUCAAACUAGAUUUUGAUCAGGUCUUUGAAAGGCCUUUAGAAGUGAUUCACAUAAGGAAGAGAUUAUUGAUGUCAACUUCUUUAUUAUGAGGAACACAACAUUUAGGAGUAUAUGCUUACUCCGAAAAGUUGUGUUCCUAAUAAUAAAGAAGUUGACAUCCAUAUAUUCUCUUCCUUAGAUUUUGAUGUGUGAAUGGCUGCUUACAACCAAUCAGAUACUGCAUAGAUAUCACAUGAUUUUCACUUGCGUCUGCCACAAAUAUUUGUAUGUGAAAACUUUAUGGAGUUAGCCAACCUGUUUUUGCCCAUGUGAAACACCUUUGUGCAUUCUGUAUUGGUGUGUGAAUAGUCCAGUCAGUCAAUAGUACAUAGUGUUUUGUUGUUAAACUACACUGAGCAUGAAUUCUGUCCUUUAUCAUGGAACAAACAAACUUGAUUUGAUAUCUGAGAUUCAGCAUCAAAUUGGCUUUGAGCGGGUGUAACGGGUGUAACUUCCUUGUACAAACACUGACUGGUACUCACAGGUAACCUACAUGAGAGGGGGGUGGGGGGAAGAGAGAGGUUGUGGUUAAGUCAAAGAAAGAUACAUAUCGAUCAUCUCAGUAGAAUGCCAUUUUGUAAUGUUGUUUACAACAGCAGUUCUAAAAUUUCUUGUACCUUAGGCUAUUCCUUGACUGGUGAGGAUGGUGAAGUUUCAUCAUCUCCAUCACCUGUACAGCUUGCAUUUCUUCAUCUGUUCUUGUCUCCCUGUCUGUAUCUCUUCACCGUCGUGCAGUUGUUCAGUUCGAACUUUCAUGUAUUUAAGACAGAUGAUGUAUUGUCAUUAAUAAUGUUGAUGUCACUAAAGUGGAUUCUGUAGGAUACUGCUAUAGUUUCACACAAACUUUAUCAUCAUCACUGAAUGUCUCGCUCUUGAAGGGACAUUUCAGUUCCUCUUGCAGAAAAAUAAACACUGAGGUUUCAUUUUUCAGACUAGCUGGUAUUAAAAAAAUAUAUAUAUGCCUGCCCAGGCAAUAACAGUAUUUACUAGCCUUUACAUUUUCAUUGUGAUUUUGAUGUACUUUCUGCAGCAAGUACUGCAUAAUUAUAUAGUGUGAGGAAUCAUGACUAUAGAGAAGGGUUUUACAAGUUGGUUAUAAAAUUUAGUUUUUAAUCCAAAUUGUUAAAUUUUACCCUUCCGAUUUUGGUAUUACUUGACACGAUAAGCAUGUGUAUUCGUGUCAUGUGAAUCUAUCACUAUUAAUAUUUUAUUCAAAGAUCAAUGGAGACACUUGAAUCUAAUAUUUGUGGUGAUAUUUCGAGCAUUACAAGUCAUAAAUGUUUUGACUUCCAAUUAUUUUCUGUUGAACCAUUAAGACGUUGUGCUAUUAUUGUUGCAGGUGAUUCUGGACUUGGAAUUCACUGGCCGUUCUGAACAUGCAUUUUAAGAACUACCGGUAAUGCAACACUAAGUCAUUAUCCAAAAGUUAUAGUGAAAUGAUAUAUCAACUAUAACAUGGUUUAAGUCGGAGAAAUCACUCGAAUCUAUUGACUCUAUUUCCAGAAUCAAGAUUCUUGUGAUUUCUGACAUAUAACAUAUUCCACACAACUGUCAGUAUUAUGAUUAUAGUGUGUAGAGGAACGUGUGUUUCUGUCUUUCCGUGUCUUCUCUUAUCUCUGCUGUCCUGUCAACUGUCCUUUGAAAUAUAACCAUAUGAAUUUGUACCUAAUCUGUUAUAGUAAAAUCACUCAUAGCUUAAUAGGCAAUAAAGCCAUUUUGUUAACAAA
This is a messenger RNA of Haliotis rufescens (red abalone), 5129 nucleotides long. RefSeq lists its product as uncharacterized. The record is from RefSeq and is a predicted model, not a curated record. Lineage: Eukaryota; Metazoa; Mollusca; Gastropoda; Lepetellida; Haliotidae. The transcript has 4 exons. The coding region runs from base 99 to 716 and encodes 205 amino acids.